AUGGCGGGACACGAGGUGGGCUGUGAGGAGGACCCGCUCUCUGUGGCGCUGCAGCUGCCGGCGGAGUCCGGCUCUGACGCCGAGGAGGAGGGAGAGGACGCAGGGGGCCCGAGGAAGGCGGCUGUCGGGGGCGUUCAGAGGCUGGAGACGGAGUUCAUGGACUUGGGCUGUGGCCGGGAGUCGAACCCAGCAAGCAGGCCGCAGCACAUCGCUCGUCCCGAGCCGAGGCUUCCUUCGCCCGACAUCGUGGAGCCCAUUCCACACAGCAUUGGCCGCACCGGAGCCGUCGGGCGUGUAUUCCAAGUGGCUUUCUGCCGUGAACCAUCCCUCUUUUCUGCUCCAGAGUACACGGUGCACACGCAGCGGACAGCAGUGAAAAGCUUUGCAUUGACGAUCGAGCGGUCCAUGACCCAGGCGAUCAUGGUAGCAGCGGCGGCGGCGGCGGCUUUCCUCGAUUACGGUGCGGCUGGACCCGGGGGUUCCCCGCCGGCGGCUUCUCUGGGCUCCCUACUGUACGGCGGCUGGCUCGCCUCUGCUGCCGCCUCCGCCGCCCGACCACACCCGCACCUGUUCGGCCUGCAAGCCCCGAAGCCCUCUGGAAGGCGUUCUCGGAAGCCGGGGCUGGACCGGAAGCCCCGCCAAGCGUACAGCGCCAAGCAGCUGGAGCGACUCGAAGCCGAGUUCAAGCUGGACAAGUACCUGAGCGUCAGCAAGCGGAUGGAGCUGAGCAAGGCUCUGGCGCUGACGGAGGUGCAGAUCAAGACGUGGUUCCAGAACCGGCGCACCAAGUGGAAGAAGCAGCUCACGUCCCGCCUCAAGAUGGCUCACAGGCAGGGGCCCUGA
Messenger RNA from Schistocerca cancellata (South American locust), 843 nucleotides. RefSeq names its product barH-like 1 homeobox protein. Bases 1 to 843 code for a protein of 280 amino acids. Gene Ontology annotation, biological process: regulation of DNA-templated transcription. The record is from RefSeq and is a predicted model, not a curated record. Gene Ontology annotation, molecular function: DNA-binding transcription factor activity, RNA polymerase II-specific; DNA binding. The transcript is spliced from 7 exons. NCBI's taxonomy places the organism in Eukaryota, Metazoa, Arthropoda, Insecta, Orthoptera, Acrididae.